Molecule: messenger RNA, 2654 nt
Organism: Herpailurus yagouaroundi (jaguarundi)
Lineage: Eukaryota; Metazoa; Chordata; Mammalia; Carnivora; Felidae
Gene: RNF207
Product: ring finger protein 207
Exons: 17
Coding region: 113-2017 (634 amino acids)
Biological process (GO): regulation of heart looping; regulation of cardiac muscle contraction
Cellular component (GO): perinuclear region of cytoplasm
Molecular function (GO): Hsp70 protein binding; zinc ion binding; transmembrane transporter binding
Source: RefSeq, a predicted model, not a curated record
CGGGGCGGGGUAGACGGGAGGGAGCCGCGCGCGGGCAGAGGGGACGCGCGGGCUCCGCGGCCGGCUCCCCGCACCGUGCACGCGCCGCCGCCUUCCUGAGCUUUUCCAGAAGAUGUCGGGAGCCAUCUUCGUGCCCCUGGAGGGCCUGGGGGCCCCGGACGCCGCGAGCGGCCACCCGCUGGUGUGCCCGCUGUGCCACGCACAGUUCGAGCGCCCGUGCCUGCUGGACUGCUUCCACGACUUUUGUGCCGGCUGCCUGCGGGGCCGCGCCACCGACGGCCGCCUCGCCUGCCCGCUGUGCCAACACCAGACGGUGGUGAAGGGCCCCAGCGGGCUCCCUCCUGUGGAUCGGCUGCUGCAGUUCCUGGUGGACAGCUCAGGGGAUGGCAUGGAGGUGGUGCAGUGUGCCAACUGUGACCUGGAGUGCGGCAAGCAGGACGCAGAGACCACGUACUUCUGCAACACGUGUGGGCAGCCGCUGUGCGCACGCUGCCGCGAUGAGACGCACCGGGCACGCAUGUUCGCGCGCCACGACAUCGUGGCCCUGGGCCAGCGCAGCCGCGAUGUGCUCCAGAAGUGCACGCUGCACGCCGAGCCCUACAUCAUGUUCUCCACCGACAAGAAGUCGCUGCUGUGCAUCCGCUGCUUCCGGGACAUGCAGGGGGAGAGCCGGGCGCACUGCGUGGACCUCGAGUCAGCCUACGUGCAGGGCUGCGAGCGGCUGGAGCAGGCGGUGCUGGCCGUGAAGGCCCUGCAGACGGCCACACGGGAGGCCAUCGCGCAGCUGCAGGCGAUGGUGGAGGAGGUGCGGCGCAGCGCGGCGGAGGAGGAGGCCGCCAUUCAUGCCCUCUUCGGCAGCAUGCAGGACAAACUGGCCGAGAGGAAAGCGCUCUUGCUGCAGGCGGUGCAGAGCCAAUACGAAGAGAAGGACAAGGCCUUCAAGGAGCAGCUCUCCCACCUGGCCACUCUCUUGCCCACCCUGCAGGUUCACCUGGUCAACUGUUCAUCCUUCCUCAGCCUGGCCAAUAAGGCUGAGUUCCUGGACCUGGGCUAUGAGCUGUUGGAGAGGCUGCAGGGCAUCGUCACGCGGCCGCAGCGCCUCCGGCCAGCGCAGAAUAGCAAGAUCGCCAGCGACUACCGCGCCGAGUUUGCGCGCUGCCUGGAGCCGCUGCUGCUGCUGGGGCCCCGCCGGGCGCCGGGGGCCGGGGCCGCCCCCAACACGCUAGCAGCGAGCUCAGGCCCCAACGUGCUGAUGGGGCCCAGCUGCCCUUCCCCAGCGGGAAAGAUGCUGGGGUCACUAAUCCAAAAGCCCACGCUGCACCGGUCCAUCAGCACCAAGGUGCUGCUGGCCGAGGGUGAGGAUACACCCUUUGUGGAGCACUGCCGCCACUAUGAGGACUCCUACCGGCGCCUGCAGGCAGAGAUGCAGAACUUGAAGGACCAGGUACAGGAACUGCACCGGGACCUCACCAAACACCACUCGCUCAUCAAGGCGGAGAUCAUGGGAGACAUCCUGCACAAGUCCGCACAGGUGGACGCGCAGAUCGCCUUGGAGUACGCCUCCCUGGAGGGGAUGAGAGCGGUCUUCCAGGAGAUUUGGGAGGAAUCCUACCAGCGGGUAGCUAACGAGCAGGAGAUCUACGAAGCCCAGCUCCGUGACCUUCUCCAGCUGAAGCAGGAGAAUGCCUACCUGACCAGCAUCACCAAGCAGAUCACGCCCUACGUCCGCUCCAUUGCCAAGGUGAAGGAGCGACUGGAGCCCAGGCUUCAGGUGCCCGCGGGGGAACAGCUGGACCACCUACAGAACACACACGAGGAGGACGUCAGUGCUGAGACCCAGGCCAGGAAUGACCCAGUGAGUGUCGCAGAGAAGAGAGAGAAGACGUCAGAACCCAGAGGGAACAGCCGGACUCCAAACAGCCUCAAAGAAGAGCCUCCACUGAAAAACAAAGACCCUCACAGACCCAAACUGAAAAACGGGGGCGGGGGCCCAACACAGAGAGAGCGCCCGAUUUAGCAAACGCGACUGGUCCGGAGGGGUGGGCAUUUCACAGCACGCAGGUCAAGACUGGGAUAUUUAAGAAAGGUUAUUCCCACCAGGUAUGUCAUAAGGGGUAAUCACCAAUCAGCGGAAAAACCCAGACACUCCGACCGGUCCUAAUCUCAGAUUCUUUGGCUUAAGUUUCACUCUUCCCUGUGUUUGCACUGCAUGAAGUCUCAGUCCUCCUCACGGGGACUGGGGGCGACGCCCCAGUCCGCCUGGAAAGCGUGAACACGUGAACGUGCCGUGCGAGCCCCUCGCUGGCCUGGCACCUCCUUCGCGGGAGCGCCAGGCCCUGCCCCCGUCAGGGGCCGUGCUCAGACAGCCCUGCCGUGCCUGCCUCCCAAGAAUUCAGGGUGUCCUGAGCCAUGGCCCCGCUGGGAAGUUCCAGCCGGUAAUCUGAGCACUGACUCAGCAAAAGGGAAAACUGGCACUCCCGUUUUCUCCUGUCAAGGAGGACUGAGCUGCCAGGGCAAAGGAGAGGCGGCCGGUGGCACGGGCUGCAGGAGAGGGUCAGUACAACUUCCCCACAACUUUCUGCUGCUUCUCCAGACAACGGUCACUCUCGUGUUCACCUUCUACUGGUAUUACUAAAGGACGACUCAGAAUCCUU